Oncorhynchus keta (chum salmon) is the source of this 5328-nucleotide messenger RNA. RefSeq names its product fibroblast growth factor 14-like. The record is from RefSeq and is a predicted model, not a curated record. Gene Ontology annotation, cellular component: cytoplasm. Bases 1127 to 1885 code for a protein of 252 amino acids. NCBI's taxonomy places the organism in Eukaryota, Metazoa, Chordata, Actinopteri, Salmoniformes, Salmonidae. Gene Ontology annotation, biological process: positive regulation of protein phosphorylation; fibroblast growth factor receptor signaling pathway; positive regulation of gene expression. The transcript has 5 exons. Gene Ontology annotation, molecular function: fibroblast growth factor receptor binding; growth factor activity.
CGAGGGGGCUUUGGUCUGACGCACAGACUCUUGUUUUCAUCUGAAUGGUCUGGCUGUUCCCGUUUCCUUUGAUUGAUGAGUUGAAGGAGAGCGUUUGAUGUAGCCUACCUUUUUUCACCCCUUAUUCAUAUCUGAAAGCAAUUCAUGAGCCUACAGGAGUCGUGUCCUGUCCCCUUUCCCUUCUCACCAAGGAAAAACAGUCCCGAGGUGCUGGAUGAAGUUUCUGAAGCGUGAAAUAAAAUUGCGUCACCAUUUUACCUGAUGCAGAGAAGUUCCUCCGGGCCUUUUUUAAGACAAGAUGAUCAUUAUUAGUAUUUAGUUAUUUGAUUCCAAUCAUCCCGAUUUGGUCAUUGUGUGCUCCUCCGUUAUUCGUUUCUAUUUUUUCCAUUUUUGGAGAAGAGACUGGCGGAUUUGCAUAUACGGACUUGGUGAAUCUGUGCGCGCGAGGCAAGCAUCACACACCUCUCUUCCAAGGAGCAAGCCCCACCCGGGCAGCGUCUGGGGCUUGCGUCCUUCACGAGAUAAUUACGUUAAAAUCGCUCGGUAUGUUUUUGAGAGUAUGUCUGACAGACUCCUUUAGCGCGUGGCUUCAAAUUCGCAUGUUCACAUUUUCGAUAGGCUUGUUUUUUUUGUCGAUCACCGGUAGAAGACGGGAGGUAGUCUAAACAUUUUUGGACGAGGAGAAGAACGAAACAUUUCGACAAUUAUUUUCGUGUUUUUGGACUAUGUGACAUCAAACGUCACAGAUAUUUAAUGAUAAAAUAUGACCAAGUACGGAUAUCGGAAAUGUUGUCAGUUUGGAAAACCUUCUUCUCUACAAGGAUUCACGCAGUCAAAUUCGAAAUCAUUUGACAACAGCGGUGACAGAUUAUUAGUUGUUGAAUGGCCAUGAUAAAAUGACAACGCAAUGUUCUGUAUCUUCACCGAAAUGUGGUAUUUGGACUUGAUUGCGUAGUGUCGAAAUGUUUUUCUGACGGAUAAAGAAGAUACAUUUUAUAGACACAACUAUGGGGCUGUAGCUGCAGACCGAACAUAAUCGCUUGUUGUUCCGUCUGCGCUCCGUGCCCAACGGGAAACGGGGAACGGGCUCUGUGUUUCCUUUUCCCCGGGUUGUUUCGGUUGAGACAUGGCAGCUAUUGCCAGCGGUUUGAUACGACAGAAGAGACAGGCACGGGAACAACAAGUCCACCGGCCGACGCCACACCGACGGAGGCGAAGCCCCAACAAGAAUAAAGGACUUUGUAACGGGAAUUUGGUCGACAUCUUCUCCAAAGUGAGAAUCUUCGGCUUGAAGAAGAGAAGGCUACGGAGACAAGAUCCACAGCUUAAGGGCAUAGUGACCAGGUUGUACUGCAGACAGGGAUACUACUUGCAGAUGAACCCAGAUGGAUGUCUGGACGGGACCAAAGAUGACGGCACUAACUCCUCCUUGUUCAACCUCAUCCCAGUGGGCCUUCGAGUGGUGGCCAUCCAGUCAGUCAAGAUGGGUCUGUACAUCGCCAUGAACGGGGAGGGACACCUCUACUCAUCAGAGCUGUUUACAGCAGAGUGUAAGUUUAAGGAGUCUGUGUUUGAGAACUACUAUGUGAUCUACUCGUCGAUGCUGUACAGACAGAAUGAGUCUGGGAGGGCCUGGUUCUUGGGCCUGAACAAGGAAGGACAGCCCAUGAAGGGCAACCGAGUGAAAAAGACCAAACCAGCCGCUCACUUCCUGCCCAAACCUAUAGAAGUUGCGAUGUACAAGGAGCCGUCGUUGCACGACGUCAGGGAGACAUUGCCUAAAGUUGCCGGAGUCCCGCCCAGCAAAAGCACAACCAGCGAACCAGUGGCCAUGAACGGGGGCAAACCAAUCAACAAACCUGACCCGAAGGAGACUGCAACAUAACCCUGCCCCCUCCUCUCCCCCCGCACGACAGAGACUUGAGACUCUGCCCACUGCACUCAAACUCUCACCUUGAUUGGUCAAUUAUGGGCUAAGUCCCACCUCCUCUCUCUUUCUCUCGCUCAUUCUCUCUCUCUCUCUCUUUCUCUUUUUGGCUGAUUCGGUGCAGUGGUGUUCGAGAUGAGGAAAUGGACCACUCCAUUUGGGGGAUGGGGGAGGUGGAAGGGAGAAGAGGAGGGGAGAAGGAGGAGGAAGGGAAGGAGGAGGAGGGGGAUUGGCUGAUUUGUAUCGGCUAGAUAAACUACAAACUUGGACAGCAGAAUGCCCUACCUACGUGAUACGGAAUGCCUUUUUCAAAUCCUUACAAUUAUUUUUCUGUGACAAUCUGUGAGAAUGAUGACGAAGCGUUUUUUUCCCUCUUCCUUUUUGCCAGGUAGCCUUGCCUGCUGAUGGCUACCCAUAAGCCCCCUCUCUCACUCUGACGCACUAUAGCAACAGAGUCCAUCCAUAUUGACCACAGUCUGUUUGGUUGUCUGUUUACCAAUUUGUUUCUUUAUAAUUCUAUACCCAAAAUGCACCAGCGACCGUCUGGAUAGAUUGUUGUACAGACACAAAACAGGAUUGUCAUCUUCUAUUUUUCAAAUUAUUGUCUCUCUCUCUCUCUCUCUCUCUCUCUCUCUCUCUCUCUCUCUCUCUCUCUCUCUCUCUCUCUCUCUCUCUCUCUCUCUCUCAUUCUUUCUUAGCUUCUCUCUCUCCCUCCCUCUCUCAUUCCUUCAUUCUAUCUUAGUUUCUUUCUCUCUCUGUUUCUCUCUCUCUCAUUCUUUCUUAGCUUCUCUCUAUCUCUACCUCCACAUCUCUAUUCUAUUUCUUACUAUCACUAUUUUCUCUGUGUGUGUUUGUAGGUUCAUUUAGGCAGUGAAUGAUACAGGAGGGCAAUACUUGUAUUUUGUAAGACAUGUAUAGAGGGAGAGGACUGGGGCUGGGGAUGAGAUGUUCAUGCGUUGGUAGUAUUGAGGAGGUAGCAGAUGCAAUGCAUGGUAGAUAGGUAGAGUGCAUGGUAGCAGAGUAGCUAGCAUGCUCAGAGAAGCUAUGAGUUUCAAUCCCAGAGCCAUGGUCAAUUCAGGACAUGAAUUGAAAUUCCAAUUCAAUAUUUUGAAAAGUGCCAAAAGUUGCACAAGGGUGACCGACAUGUAGCAUUUUCACUGGCAACGUAUAGGUAACUGCCCAAAAUAAUGGAAACACUUGAGUAAAUGAGGGAUGCCAGGUAUAUUGAAAGAAUGUGCUUCCACACAGGUGUGGCUCCUGAGUUAAUUAAGCAAUUAACAUCCCAUCUUAGGGUAAUUUAUUUUUUUAAAUCCUGGGCAGGCCAUUAUUUUGGCUACCAUGGCUAUGCCCCCCUAGGAUGAUAAGGGUCCCCCAUCCACAGGGCACAAGUGGUAACUGAACGUUUUGAUGAGCAUGAAAAUGGUGUAAACCACAGGCAAUGGCCGCACAGUCACUAGAUCUCAACCCAACUGAACAGUUAUGGGAGAUUCUGGAGCGGUGCCUGAGACAGCGUUUUCCAUCACCAUCAACAAAACGCAGGUUAGUGUUUUUUUGUCAUGAAUCUUGUUCUGCAGAGUGGUCACUAGCUAGCUGGCACAGGCACAAAUCAUAAAAUCUGAUUUUAAACCUAACUUUAACCACACUUUUAACCUAAAUAACCCUAACCUUAAAUGAACACCAAAAAGCCCAUUUUCACUUUGCAGCUGGCCUAUCUAAGGGGAAAUCGCUCAGUUCUGCUUCGAGGACAAGACUUAUGACAAUAAACGUCAACCUGCUAACAAAACACCAAAUGAUGGAAUUUCUUGCAGAAGAAUAGUGUUGCAUCCCUCCAAUAGAGUUCCAGACAGUUCUAGAAUCUAUGCCAAGGUGCAUUGAAGCAUUGAAGCUGUUCUGGCUCGUGGCACAACGCCCUAUUACGACACUAUGUUGGUGUUUCCUUUAUUUUGACAGCUCCCUGUACAUGCACACAUAGUGAAGUUGACAAAGUCGAAGAACGUACAAAAAAUAUUGAAAGAACAGUCACUACAGAGUCACUACAGGGAACAGUCCGAAACGGACCAAUAAAAGAAGUGAUGUUGGAGGUGUGGCUGUUAGCUGGCAUUGGUAAGAGGUACGCUGCCGCAGUCCUAUAUCCGUUGGCUUUCACACUGUGACUACAAACCUCCCAUCCCAUCUUGGAGUUGUAGCUUUCUCAUUUAGAAGCCAUUGAUACUUUGACGUUACCCGUCGUUUGACUUUACCCAAACUCCUUUACCUGUCAUUCGUCUAAAUGAAAUAAGGGAAUGAUGUUGGUCUGUUACGUUUUUGUGAUGAAAUGUUUACUGUGAGGAUCAAGAUCUGUCACUUCCUGUAUAAGUAGCAGAGGUAGUUCGCUGAGCCUGUAACCGUGCCUGGGACCUGAAGGCUCACGUUAGCUCCAAGAGCUUAUAACAACAGUCAGCCACUGUAAAGCCUAUGAGCAAAAUGGGCCAUGGAUGCCGAAUUUGCCCUGUGGCCCAGGCUGCUCAUGGGCCACCUUAAGCUUGCUAGCUGGGUGAGAUCAUAGAGAAACCACUCGAAAAGGUACGGUGUAUAAAAUAAAAAAAGAUUCCACUGGGCUGUUUGUGGGAAAGUGUUGACGCAACAUUUGCUGUACUUCUUGUCCAGUGUUUUGUCUGUACCAAGCUGAACAAAAGCUGCUGUUCUUGGCAAAGAAAUGUAGACCUACAAUUUGAUGGUGUUGUGUCUUUGAGUUAAUGGUGUUUCUGUUCCUGUUGAAACCAGAGUCAUUUAAUAUGGAGAGUUGGGCCAACUGUAGAGCUGGGCACCACAUUGCUGCCUCUUGAGGAUUCAAUAUUGCCCAGUGACACGAACGUGGCUGCCAUCGAGCUCUGUGAUGUCAUAGUUCAGACUGCAUUGGCCAAACUCUCUCUAAGGUCUCUGAUUGAAUCCUGCCAUCGUUGAGCUCUAUGUGCUGCUGGAUUCUGAAUCUCUAACUGACUACUUCAAGUAAGACUGGAUCAGUUUUUGUCAAAUUGAAUUGACUUUGACUGUGCAAAUGUACAAACCUCUCUCUCUUUCUCUCUCCCUUUCUUUCUUUCUCAACAUUCCAUCUCAUUCUUCCCCUUACCCCUGCCCACCCCUCUCUCUAUCUCUCCAUCUGUCUCUCUCUCUCUCUCUCAGUCUAUACGUCUCUCACCUGUUGCAUGGUAAACAAGAAAGGCAGUGGAGAUAAGCAUGUAGUACUGUAGCCUAUGUGUAUCAAGUCAAAACAAAAAUAAGAAAAAAAAGAGAUUGUGUCGGUAAAUGUACCGCUAACUUUACAUACAUAUAUAUGCAAAAGAGUUUGUCUGCACUGUACAGUUUGUGUCUCCAUUGUAUACACAGAUACAACAUAUUGAAUAAAAUAUUUAUAUGAAGGA